UUUAAAACAAAAGCCCUCGGAAGUAUCGCGUGUGUUUUAUUCGGGGAAGAGAAACUGACGAUUAAGUUUGAAAAUGUUACCAAACAAAGCGCUCACAGAAGAACGACACAAACCGCGCGAAUAUAAUCGGAUUGAUUAGCUUUGACGGAUCGGUCCUUUAUUUGUCUGUAUAUGAGAAUACUGUGAUUCUUCUGCACAUGAGAACAUCAGGUUUAAACUGUCUCUGUCUUGUGGAGAAUUAAGUAAAUGUGUGUGUAUUAUCUCCUAGCGUUGUUCGUGUUCGCUUUCACAGCAGUGUUGUGGGUUUGACGUGUUUCUGUUGCUCAUUAUCUGACGGGACAGUCUCAUCAGGAUGACUCUGGCAGUGUUUUUUGGCUGUGCUUUUAUAGCUUUCGGUCCAGCUUUCGCCCUGUUUGUGUUCACCAUCGCCAGAGACCCGUUAAGAGUCAUCAUUCUGAUCGCAGGGGCGUUCUUCUGGCUGCUGUCUCUGCUCCUGUCCUCUCUGGUGUGGUUCAUCGCUAUCAAGGCCAGUAACUCCCAGGAUCUCACCCUUCAGAAGGGGCUGCUGAUUUUUGGGGUUUUCUUUUCGGUCUUGCUCCAGGAAGUGUUUCGCUUCGCCUACUACAGACUGCUCAGGAAGGCCACCGAGGGUCUGGCAGCCAUCAGUGAUGACGACGGUUCAGCUAUUUCGGUGCGACAGAUGGCUUACGUGGCUGGGCUGGGCUUUGGGAUCAUGAGUGGAGCGUUCUCAAUGAUCAACAUCCUGUCUGACUCUCUGGGGCCCGGGACGGUCGGCAUCUUUGGAGACUCACAGUAUUACUUCAUUACAGCAGCGCUGAUGACACUGGCGCUGACGCUGCUGCACACGUUUUGGGGUGUGGUGUUCUUCGAGGGCUGUGAGAAGAGCCAAUGGUGGGUCAUCGCUGCAGUCGUCUCUCUACACUUGUUAUUCGCCGGCCUGUCGCUGCUGAAUCCACUGUAUGAGGGCAGUCUGCCUCCUGUGUACUUCAUUACACUGACGAUGGGCGUCUGGGCGUUCUUCUCAUCUGGAGGAUCACUACACAGCCUCAGUGCUCUCUGCACACGUAGGAAAGUUGAAGGGGAAUCUUCAUAAGAUGGUGUUUGUCACACCUAGUGAGAUGUAGGACACCGAGCGGCUGAGUCUGCACACUGACCAGCUCAAACCCUGAGGGGAUCCAGAAACGUCCCCUCCAGCAUCAGCAAUCAGACUCCCACAGAAACACUGUAAAUAGCUUGAUCUGAAUGCAAAUCAAUAAGACCGAUCUCUUAUAUUAUUUGGUUUUAAAAGCAUCAUUUGUUUGGCUCUUCUUGUGAAUGUUUGUGGUUUUGGGUUUUCUUUGCUGAUGUUCUGAGUGAAGCCUCUUCAAAAACCACUUUCACCCUCUUGUACUCAUGUUAUCCUCUUUAUUAUUAUUAUUAUUAUUAGUUCAGAACAUUUCCAUUUACUGCAAUUAUGUCCCUGUAGAGUUUUCAUAUUUGCUCUGUACACUUUGAAACACAUUAUUUGUGUUGUGACCAAUGAAUGUACAUGGGAAAACAUUUCACAUUAUUAAAACAGAACAAAGGUCUUAACCAUUUCUAUGUAGGACUGAUUGAUGCUCAAUCUAAGUAAUUUUUCAUCAACCUUUUCAUUUGUUUGUAGCUCAUUUCAUCAUAAGUAUGAAACAGGAAUUACAAAACAACUGAAACUCUAUUUUCAAUAUAUUUCUGACAAUUGAAUGCAACCUUUACAGACACUGACAGGAAGCAAUAUCUGGAGCUCCCAGAGUCUUCUGUUAUUUAAUAUGUGUCGUCAUCACACCAGGACAGCGCUAGUUAUCUGAGACUUGCUCUGUGUUGCUGUAUAUAGAUCUUUUCAGUGAGGAACACUAACACAGCUUUAAUUCCUGACCAGCACACUGACAUCACUGCGUUUACUGACACAUGACCUGGUUUCAGCCUUAAGACACACACUCAUUAAGGUACAUCGCAGUGAAGUCUCAGCGGUUCAGUGUUUGUUUCUGGGGAUGCACUUCUGUCUUUCUGUACUCAUCCUCUGUGUCUGUAUGCAAGUAGUUUCUGGUCUACAUUUGUCAUCCAGUGUUAAAAACCUGUGCAGAUGGAGCUCUCAUCAUGUUCUGUAUAUUUGACAAUUACCAGGUGCUUUGAUCAAUUUCAAUUACAAAAGGACUUCUUGUAAUUAUGUAACAUUUUAAUGCAGCUUUAUAACGUUUCUAAGAAUAUGACGUGCCAAACAGGGAAUCAGAUUGCUGUUCAUAUGCAAAAUUGAUUUGACAAAGAUUAAAAAUACCCUGUUAACCAUU
Messenger RNA from Carassius gibelio (silver crucian carp), 2324 nucleotides. Its product is annotated as gamma-secretase subunit Aph-1b-like. The transcript has 7 exons. Gene Ontology annotation, biological process: Notch receptor processing; protein processing; Notch signaling pathway. Gene Ontology annotation, cellular component: gamma-secretase complex; membrane; endoplasmic reticulum. The record is from RefSeq and is a predicted model, not a curated record. The coding region runs from base 353 to 1114 and encodes 253 amino acids. NCBI's taxonomy places the organism in Eukaryota, Metazoa, Chordata, Actinopteri, Cypriniformes, Cyprinidae. Gene Ontology annotation, molecular function: protein-macromolecule adaptor activity.